Calypte anna (Anna's hummingbird) is the source of this 1276-nucleotide messenger RNA. It is a transcript of the gene XRCC4, whose product is annotated as X-ray repair cross complementing 4. Gene Ontology annotation, cellular component: DNA-dependent protein kinase-DNA ligase 4 complex; DNA ligase IV complex; nucleus. Gene Ontology annotation, molecular function: DNA binding. NCBI's taxonomy places the organism in Eukaryota, Metazoa, Chordata, Aves, Apodiformes, Trochilidae. The record is from RefSeq and is a predicted model, not a curated record. Gene Ontology annotation, biological process: double-strand break repair via nonhomologous end joining; response to X-ray; positive regulation of ligase activity. The transcript is spliced from 9 exons. The coding region runs from base 179 to 1183 and encodes 334 amino acids.
GUCCGUCCCGCAGCGCCGCGGGCCCGGUUCCCUCAGGCGUCCCCUUGGAGCGGAAGAACUGCAACAAAAUGAUAUCAACUGCACCUGGGGAGCUGGGUAUUUUGCUUUUCAUGUGUCUGUUGGCUUUUGUAAGAAGGACUGGAAGAGACAGUUUAUAAGUACCACAGGUAUCUGGAAAAUGGAGAAAAGUUUGAACAGAAUUCAUACAGUUUCUGAUCCAGAAGCAACAUAUUUUCUACAAGUGUCAUGGGAAAAAGAUUUAGGCACUGGCUUUGGUAUAAUACUUGCUGAUGGUCAAUGUGCAUGGACUGGGACAGUGUCUGAAGCUGAAAUUUCUAGGGAGGCUGCUGACAUGGAAAUGAAAAGAGAAAAGUAUGUUGAAGAACUGAAGAAAGCGUUGAUAGCUGGAGAAGAAUCAGCUGGCAAAUACAAUUUUGCUGUUUCAAGAGAUGAAGAAAAUAUGGAGUGUCACUUCUCCUAUGAAAGAAAGCUGAAAGAUGGCUCUUUUAGACUUGGAUCUGUGAAGCUACAGAAAGUUUCCAGUCCGGCAGAGGUGGUUAAGGAACUCAUUGGUUACUGUCUGGACUGCCUGGGAAGACUGCAGGCAAAAAAUGAGCAUCUGCAAAAAGAAAAUGAAAGGCUUUUGAGCAACUGGACUGAUGUGGAGAAGCGGCUGGAAAAAUGUGUGGAAUCUAAAGAAGAACUAGAGGCAGAUCUUUAUAACCGGUUUAUUUUGGUGCUGAAUGAAAAGAAGGCAAAAAUAAGAAACUUACAGAAGUUGUUGAAUGAAGCUAAAGAAUCUGCAGCAGAUGCCAAAUGUACAAGGGAUAGUAUAGCUGCUUCUCAGAUGGCUACAGGGGAAGAAAAUGACUAUGAUGGUAGCACUGAGGAGGAAACUGAAGAUUUAGCACAAGCCUCAUUACCAUCAGCACCAGGACGAAGGGAUUCUCUUCUAGUUAGCCCAGAAGCUAUUGAUACUGUUCCAAGAAGAAAGCGGAGGCAAAGAACAGCACUGCCUGCUGCGACAGGAGCUAAAGUGGCUGCCUAUGAGACAGAACUGCCAGCCAAGGAAAAACCUGAUCUCACCUCAGAGAAGACACUGGACAAGCAUUCCCUGGAUGUGAUGUCUCUCGAAACACUGGAAAACACUUGUGAGCCUGAGGACCUCUUUGAUGACAUCUAACUAUGUUUGGGCUGAGAAACUGAGAGACUGGCACUUCUGAUAAAGCCAUUAAAAAAAAAAAAAAAAAAAAAAAAAAGCUUUGCUAUAGACCAA